Molecule: messenger RNA, 663 nt
Organism: Rodentolepis nana
Lineage: Eukaryota; Metazoa; Platyhelminthes; Cestoda; Cyclophyllidea; Hymenolepididae
Source: the annotation of a GenBank genome assembly
AUGGAUAGGACGUUAAAAGAUCCUGUUAUCCACAUAUUCUUUGCAUUUUUAGCUCCCUUGAACAAGUCCAAUUCUAUUGUAGUCAAUGCCCUUCCAACUAAACAUGGUCCUUUAGAUGAAGUUGGUGAGAGCAUCGCAAAAAUGAGUAAGGAAACCGCAAAUAAAGAAAAGCGCUUCUCGUGUGAUGUAUGCAAAAUAAAAUUUAGAUAUCGAAGUCAAUUGGACAUUCACAAACGCAGACAUAAUGGCGAAAAACCAUUCAAAUGUGAAUCUUGUGGAAAUCAAUUUUUUACAAAGUCUGAAUUGAAUUCUCACAAACUGGUCCACAUUCAUGAAAGACCGCAUGAAUGCAGAAUAUGUGGAACAAAAUUCAAACGGCAGUCGCAUUUAUCUCAACAUAUGCGUACCCAUAGUGAAGAAAGGCCUUUCGAAUGUGAAAUAUGCAAGCAAGCUUUCAAGCAUAAAAAUUAUUUGACUAGACAUUUGCGCUCCCAUAGUGAAGAAAGGCCCUUUGAAUGUAAAAUAUGCAAGCAAGCUUUCAAGCAUACACAUCAUUUGACUAGACAUUUGCGCUCCCAUAGUGAUGAAAGGCCCUUCGGAUGUGAAAAAUGCAAACAAGUGUUCAAAUAUAAAUAUAAUUUGAAUCCUGCUAACCGUUUAUAG